AUGAAUGGAGAGUUGUUUGCCUAUAAAACCGAUGGUUUUGGGGAUGGUUUGGGGAAAGGGCCUAUUUGGAAGUCAUAUUUUGGACAGCCAGUUCUACAGAUCUGUUGCUAUGAAAGUACGAUAUUCAUUCUACAUCCAUUCAGUGUCUCCGUUGGACAGAUAAAUACAGGUUCCGCAGAACCUCCUUGUUUUGAAAUUUCUGGUGAAGUCAAACAGCUCAGUUCAGUGAAUCAAUGCAUAUACCAAAUGAUGAAAAUGAGUGAAAUUACCAACACCUUAAUAAUCGCCACUUCUAAUGGCAGACUAACAAUGUACAACUUGCCUGAUCUCAAUAUCUAUGAUGAAAUUAACCUUGAACAUAAAAUACAGACUUUUGAUAUGAUGUUAAAUUAUUUAGUUGUUUCAACUAACAAUAGGGAAAAUGAAAUCUUUGAUACAUCGUGUAGAAAAUUCAUACACUUGAAGAAACAGAGUUCUGGCUUUAAAUAUCCAAUUACAACAGCAAUCAAAAUUCUCAAUUCAACCACCGACAUGAACGAUUUGCCCCAUGACUUGAUCUUUGCUCAGGCCGGGUUGGAAGGGAAAGUUUCAAUUGUCACUACUACAAUCGAAUCUCAAACAGAACCAACAGUCACUCUAAAUACAGCUGCACGAUCUGCACCAAUCUCAUCGUCUGUUACUAAUCCUUCAGGGAUAUACAUCCCACAUGACGAAAAGAAAUUUAUUUUCCGUGCACAUAGAUCGACUCUUUCCGAUAACAACAUCUUGGUUGGACCAAUUUACUCACUGAGUAUGGUCAACGGAUACUUGGUUACAUCUGGCUACGGCGGAGAUAACAAACAAGGCGGGAAAGUUGAAGGAAGUGUAUGUUUCUGGGAUAUUAACCACAAACGUCGGGUAAAACUGUGUCGAGGAUUCCCCCAUAGUGUUGUGCAAACCUGCUCCUGGAAUACAGAGUCAGGUAAAUCCAUCCUAGUCUGUGGUUGCAGCGAUGAUUCCUUCAAAAAUAUGCCAGUUCCAGCAGAGUCUUCCAGCUUUGUUCAUACUGUUCCUCCUAGCUCUAUUGUUGUCAUGGUGCUGGGCGAACGAAAAUGGUAA
Molecule: messenger RNA, 1098 nt
Organism: Pichia kudriavzevii
Lineage: Eukaryota; Fungi; Ascomycota; Pichiomycetes; Pichiales; Pichiaceae
Exons: 1
Coding region: 1-1098 (365 amino acids)
Molecular function (GO): protein binding
Source: RefSeq, a predicted model, not a curated record